AUCAUGUUCGAGACCUUCAACACCCCUGCCAUCUACGUGGCCAUCCAGGACUCCGUCUUGUCCCUGUCACUCUCCUCCGGCCGUACCUUCACCGGUAUCCUCAUGGACUCCGGUGACGGCGUGACCCACACAGUACCCAUCUACGAGGGCUACGCUCUGCCCCACGCCAUCCUGCGUCUGGAUCUGGCCGGCCGCGACCUCACCGACUACCUGAUGAAGAUCCUGACGGAGCGAGGCUACAGCUUCACCACCACGGCCGAGAGGGAAAUCGUACGAGACAUCAAGGAGAAGCUGUGCUACGUGGCGCUGGACUUUGAGCAGGAGAUGGGCACCGCUGCCUCCUCUUCCUCUCUGGAGAAGAGCUACGAGCUGCCCGACGGACAGGUCAUCACAAUCGGCAACGAGAGGUUCCGCUGCCCGGAGGCCCUCUUCCAGCCCUCCUUCCUCGGUAUGGAGUCUUGCGGUAUCCACGAGACCACCUACAACUCCAUCAUGAAGUGUGACGUGGACAUCCGUAAGGAUCUGUACGCCAACACGGUGCUGUCCGGAGGAACCACCAUGUACCCCGGCAUCGCCGACAGGAUGCAGAAGGAGAUCACCUCUCUGGCCCCCUCCACCAUGAAGAUCAAGAUCAUCGCCCCCCCAGAGCGUAAAUACUCCGUCUGGAUCGGAGGCUCCAUCUUGGCUUCUCUCUCCACCUUCCAACAGAUGUGGAUCAGCAAGCAGGAGUACGACGAGUCUGGUCCCUCCAUCGUCCACCGUAAAUGCUUCUAAAAACAGACUGUACCCAAAAAAAAUCCCAAACGACCGACCCAGCCACCCGACUUACCACUUCAGCUCUGCCACCAGACACAACACCCAGAAGGAGAGAGAGAGAGAGAGGGGGCCGCGGAGUGAGCCCAAACCCAGCUUCUCAAGUCUCAUUGGCAUGGCUUCUCUUAUUUUGGCGCUUUUUUUUUUUUUUGACUCAGGAUCUAUGAAAAACAAAAAAAUAUAUACACACAAAACUGGAACUGUGACACAACGGAUUUAAAGGUUUUUAAGAGUUAAAAACACAAAAUGUAAAGGACCCUGAGAUUCUAUCAUGCAGCUGAGGACUUUAAAAAAAACACAUGUACAUUCUCUGUUUCUUUAUGAAUCAUUCCAAUUCCAAUUGUGUUAACUUUUUUCAGAACAGGUAUUUGUCUCUGUGCAGGCUGCCGCCCACAGCGAUCUGUAACAUGGGGCACGAAUGGCUUGUAUGUAAAUUAUGUCACCAUGUCUGGGUUUUUUUUUGUUUUGUACUUGCAGCCUUAAGUCUUUUGGUCCUGUUUUUAAGUUUUUGUUUAUGCAAAUGAACCCGAGUGUGACCUCUGCUGGGGGGGGGUCAGAGGUGAUUAGGGUGCCAGAGGGACCAGUGGGGGGGGGGGCAACUUGUACACUGACUAAACUCCCAAUAAAAGUGCACAUGUGUUCCGACAUCA
Molecule: messenger RNA, 1463 nt
Organism: Oncorhynchus nerka (sockeye salmon)
Lineage: Eukaryota; Metazoa; Chordata; Actinopteri; Salmoniformes; Salmonidae
Product: actin, muscle-like
Source: RefSeq, a predicted model, not a curated record